Molecule: messenger RNA, 242 nt
Organism: Anisakis simplex (herring worm)
Lineage: Eukaryota; Metazoa; Nematoda; Chromadorea; Rhabditida; Anisakidae
Source: the annotation of a GenBank genome assembly
AUGAUAGACUCAUUUUGCAGGAUGAUAACAUUAUCAAAGCUGCCACAAUUGUCUCUAUUCGCCGCAGUCAUCGCAUUUGUUUUAAUCGCUGCACAUCCGAAAUAUCAAUCGCAUGGUAAUGCGAGUUCGCUAAAAGAGGCUCAUCUGAAGCAAUGUUCAAGCGUGCCGAAUGCGGAUGUGGUUUGGGAUGUUUCUAUUCAUCAGCACGUGGAUGUGCAGCAUGCUGUUCGCUAGGACUCUGA